This is a messenger RNA of Gossypium raimondii (Peruvian cotton), 2422 nucleotides long. RefSeq lists its product as uncharacterized. Bases 77 to 2047 code for a protein of 656 amino acids. The transcript has 12 exons. Lineage: Eukaryota; Viridiplantae; Streptophyta; Magnoliopsida; Malvales; Malvaceae. Gene Ontology annotation, cellular component: chloroplast. Gene Ontology annotation, molecular function: GTP binding. The record is from RefSeq and is a predicted model, not a curated record.
UCCCUCCACUGAAGUUUCGUUUUUUUUCUUUGAACACUCAAAUACUGAAAGUCUGAAACAGCUCGAAAGAAGAAAAAUGGCAUGUUUUUGUAGUAUCCAAUUGCUCCCUUUCGCUAAAUCACUCACUCUCCUUUCUCCCAUUUCCACACUUUCCUCUCUUCCUCUUCGACCUAUUCGUUCUAAUUUCUCUCCUCCGCCGGUUUCCUCCCUCCCUUCUCCGUUUAUCUGCCGCUGCACCUCUGCCACUUCUCCGCCUCCUCACUCCGACGGAUUCAUAGGUUUUCUAGACGACGAAGAAGAAGAAGCUGCGGCGGCGGGGGAGGAGGAGGAGGAGGAAGACGAAGAAGAAUUGUAUGAGGACGAUGAUUUGGACAUGGAAGCACUUGAAUCCGAAGCCAAAGAUGCCGUUCGUAGCUAUUCGACUUCCUUAUCUCGCCAAUUAACCAUUGAGGACGAGACAGAUGAUCUGAAGGGGUUUAAAGGAAAGCAGAAGAGGCGUAAAGGUGCUACCAAAACUAUUCCUGACCAUCUUCUUCCAAAAGUCACAAUAGUUGGAAGGCCAAAUGUUGGGAAAUCAGCAUUAUUUAAUCGCCUUGUGGGGGGAAACAGGGCGAUUGUGGUGGAUGAACCUGGGGUUACCCGGGAUCGGUUGUAUGGUAGAUCUUUCUGGGGAGAUCAUGAAUUUGUGGUGGUUGAUACUGGAGGAGUUCUAAAUGUGUCAAAGUCACAGGCUAAUGUAAUGGAAGACUUGGCUAUUUCAACAACUAUUGGCAUGGAUGGGAUUUCAUUACUCUCUAGAGAGGCAGCUGUUGCAAGGAUGCCUUCUAUGAUUGAACGGCAAGCUACUGCAGCUGUUGAAGAAGCAUCUGUCAUUAUAUUCCUUGUAGAUGGGCAGGCUGGUCUAACGGCAGCUGAUGUGGAGAUUGCAGACUGGCUUCGAAAGAGCUACUCAAGUAAAUAUAUUGUCCUUGCAGUGAAUAAGUGUGAAUCUCCACGGAAAGGAGUCAUGCAAGCGUCAGAGUUUUGGUCAUUGGGGUUCUCUCCGAUUCCUAUUUCUGCUUUAUCUGGGACUGGAACUGGGGAGCUUCUUGAUCUUGUUUGUUCAGGGCUUAAAAAGACUGAGGAUGUAGAAAAUAUGGACGAGGAAGAGAAUUAUGUCCCCUCGAUUGCAAUUGUUGGUCGACCAAAUGUUGGUAAAAGCAGCAUUCUAAAUUCUUUGCUUGGGGAGGAUAGAACAAUUGUGAGCCCCAUCAGUGGUACCACUCGUGAUGCAAUUGAUACAGAAUUUGUUGGACCUGAUGGCCAGAAGUUCCGGCUUAUCGAUACUGCUGGGAUCAGAAGAAGGGCAUCUGUAGCUUCAUCGGGUAGUACCACUGAGGCUUUAUCAGUGAACAGAGCAUUCCGUGCCAUCCGUCGGUCUGAUGUCGUUGCUCUAGUCAUUGAGGCCAUGGCUUGCAUAACUGAACAGGAUACUAGAAUUGCUGAGAGAAUAGAGAAAGAAGGAAAGGGUUGUCUGAUUGUUGUAAACAAAUGGGAUACAAUACCAAAUAAAAACCAGCAAACUGCAACAUACUACGAGCAAGAUGUUAGAGAGAAGAUGCGCAUGCUUGAUUGGGCUCCCAUUGUUUAUUCUACUGCAAUCACCGGUCAGAGUGUUGAAAAGGUAAUUGUUGCAGCUAGCACAGUUGAAAAGGAGAGAGCAAGAAGACUUAGCACGGCAAUAUUGAAUCAAGUGAUUCGGGAAGCAAUAGCAUUCAAACCCCCUCCUAGGACACGAGGUGGCAAGAGAGGACGUGUUUAUUAUUGCACACAGGCAGCUAUUAGGCCACCUACAUUUGUUUUCUUCGUCAAUGAUGCAAAACUAUUUCCGGAGACCUACCGACGUUAUAUGGAGAAGCAACUUCGCUCAGAUGCUGGGUUCGCUGGUACUCCUAUCCGACUUCUUUGGCGAAGUAGAAGAAAAGUGGAAAAAGACGAAGGUAAGGCCGCAACAAGAACAAGAUCGAAUCUCUCUCCACGUGAAGGAAACGUAGCAUUAACAACAUGAACCGGUGUAUUAUAUUCUUCCUCUCAAACAUAAACAGGGUUUUCCUUCAAUCUAUUCGAGAGCUUUGUUCGAAGAAGUUAUCGGAGGGCAUCUAAAUCCGUUUGCCUCUAUGGCAGCAAUAAGAGAUAGUCUCAACUCUCAACUCCCCCAUGAGUUUCCAAACUUGAAUGCAGAGCUGAAUACCCGCUGGUAUUUACAUCCAGAUUUUGUUGUAAAUCUUAUAUAAACAAUAUUUUAAAAGCUAAGUGAUUAUGAGAUUGUUGUGGUCAAUUGUUAUUGUUUUCAUGAGUUAGCUUUGUUGCUAUACAUUAUUCACUAUUUUGCAUAUAUUUCAUUACGAAAGAAUGCGACGGUACAAUACGUAGUUAACAAGCA